CCCUUUUGCUCCCCACAUUCGCUUCGCGUUUCGACGUGCAGCCAGAGCCUGUUCGCGAGUUUUGUGUCAAGUCAAGAAAGGAAAAAAAAAGAGGUGCAAGGAGGAAAUCGGAACAAGAAGGCCAGCAGCAGCACUUUCACGCCAUAAAACCGUGACCCCGUCCGCGCAAGGCAAGUUCCGAGGUCGCGCCGGCUGCCAUCCGAAACGUCGUCGCGAUUUGGAGAGCGAUGGAGUGGGAUCACCCGGAAACGUUUACUUGAAGUUUGCGUUCCCCUUCCAUUUGAGAGAAGAAAUUUGGUUGGUUGAAACGAGGUUGUGGAACCGUUUUGAGGCGACGAGGGGUGGCCAGGAUUGUGUGGGGGUGGCGCAAGGAUGAGUGCGGAUGAGUUUAUUUAUAGCGUGAUAAACAGUGAUACGGUGGGGCAGCUGGACUUGAACGUGAUUGCCAACACGUUGGCCAGUGCCGAUGCGUUGAUCCGGCAGAUAAAGGCCCAGCAGGAGGAGAAUGGUGCGCUGAAGGAGAAGAUUACGUCGUUGCGGAGUUCGGCGCUGCAGAUCAAGCAGCUGUACGAGGCGGAACUGGGGAAGAACCGAGGGACGGCGGAACGCGAGCAGGAUUACAUAAGGCAGCUGGGGGAGCUGGAGGAGCGGACACGGGACGCGGAGAAUGCCCGGGUCAAUGCGGAACUGCGGGAGAAGGAAACGGUGGCGGAGUUGGAGCGGAAGCUGGACGCGAGCCAGGAGCGGUACGACGGGUUGGCCGGGGAUGCGUUGAGGAAUGCGGUUCUGCUGGCCGAGAGUGGGCUUCUUCCGGCCGACCAGCAGCCACGGCUUCGAGAGUUGAGGCACUACUGGCAAAGUCAACAGCAAAGUGGGGUGGCGUUGCCGGAGGACUUGGUGGCAAUCUUGGCUAAGAAGAAGUUCUCUCGUAAGAAGCGACGAUCGGACGCGGAGUUCCGCGAUCAGGCCACGAUGACCUGUGGUCCCACGCUCAUUUCUACGGCGGUCAACACCACCGCAGAACCUUCUCCAGCUGCCGCGCCAGCCAAAACCUUUGCCGACAAGGCCACCAUGUACUCUAGCUCGACCGUGACCCGGUCCACGUGCACAUCCGCCUUCAUCCGACGCGUCGACGUUGGCGUCAACUAUCCCGAGGUCGUGCCCAAGUCCAUCGACGACAUUCUGCGCGAGUGCGUCAUCGAAAUGCCUUCCCUCCUCUCACCCAUCCUGGACGACCUCCCGCCAGUCCAGAAGGAGUCCAUCGAAACGCAAACCGAUGAGCCCGUUGAAGUCGUCGCCGUCACCACCACAACGACCACGACCACCGUCGGAACCAACACCACGCUGCGGAACAUCCGCCGGCGGUUAGAUUACGUACGCAAGACUGAAAACCUCGCCGGCGGCUUGACCAUCAAAAAAGAGGAAACCAUCUCGCCGGCCAGCUCGAUCCAGAACCUGCCGACGGCCGUGGCAGCCGCCGCCGCCGCAGCCACUCCGACCGAAGUGAACCCCCAGCUGACGCAAAUCUGGGCCCUGCUCGGCGAAACCAUGUUCCGGCUGCUCGGCAAUGGGCGCAUGUUUGACAGCCAGCAGCAGUGCUUCAACACCAUCAACGAGCGAUUGGCCAUGGUCAACAGCCUGAUCGAUCCGGAAGCGGUCCGGCGGGGACCGAGCGCGACCCAGCUGAUGAUGAGCGAGGCGCUGGCGGCGGCGGCCGCGCAAGCUGCGAUGCUCGGGGACGGAGCGAGGAAGGUGACGCCGGUUGUGAAACGGGCGGCGAGCGUCCCGGCGGGUGGGAAAGGCGGCGACGAUUACGAGGCGGAUGUCGCCGAGGAAGCUUCCAACGAACCGUGGGAGGAUGUGCCUUCGGAGCGGUCUCCGGAGAUGCCUGACGAAGAGGAGGAGACUCCGGAGCAAAGGCCGGUGAUGGAGGUUGCUGAAAAUGUGAUUCAACAGCAGGAGCAAGAACAGGUUGUGAAUGAAUUUACUGAAACUGCUUCGGAGGCGUUGCAGGAGAUUGAAGAUUCGGUGGUGGAAAGCUUGCCGCCGGAGCUUGAAGAAGAAAUUGUAACGUCUUUGCCAACAAUUGAACAACCUGUGAAUACUUCCUCAUCAACGGAUGAAACCAAAGAAAUCGAAAAAUGCUCAAAGGAGCAAAGUCCUGCGGCAACGUCGGCGGUUACUUCGAACGAAGAGCCCGAAAAGAUCGCCCAAGAAAGUGCCUCCGUUGAACCGGAACAAGAACCCGUCGAAAUCCAAGCCACCUCCUCAAUCGAACCGGCUCAAAUUCGGCCAGAUUCGCCGCUUGCGAUAGAGACCGAAGAAAUUCCCAGUGCCCGCUCCCCCACACCUCAAGAACCCGCCCUCAACCAGUCCCUCCCGGCGGAGUUCACCCUGGCCGACCUCUCCGACAGCGACGGUGCGGGCAAGAAGCACUACCUGGACGUGCGGCUUGGCGACGAUGGCAGCGACUCGGCCACGGCGACCGACGACGAAGAGUCCACCGAACGGAUGAUGAUCAUCGUGGAGGGGUCACCGGCGCGGUCUAUGGCUAGCUCGAGCUGCACCUCGAUCGGCAGCAACGGCACGUUGAUAUCGCCCAUCAAGGUGCGCGAAACGAACGACCUGGUCAAGGAUCAGUUCAAAACGCCGACGAGUCCGGCCAUUAGCAAGCGCAAGCUGCGCGAGCGGACGGAUUCGGGCAGCUCGGCCGGUUCGAGUAGGAGUAGUGCGGGUGCGAGGAAUCCGAAGAAGCGGGGGCGGUUGUCACCAGAGACGGAGUCGCUGCUGGAGGACGAUUGGGAUCGGAAGUUUUCCACGAUUAAGGACUACUUUGCGCUGCCGUCGAGCUUGAACCCGAUCGAUAGUGGUGUUAUGUGGGAUGACGAGGACGAUGAGGACAUGGACGAGGAGUUUAAGAUGCCGUUGGAACCGCUGUCGCAAACGGUUGUUAAAGAGGAGCGGAAGGUGGCACCGGUUUUGGAAGAACCCAAACCCUCGACCAGCACCGCGCCCUGGAACGACUUCAAGGUCCCCCUGCAAAUUGACGUUCCUCCGUCGAACAUCGCGACGACCGAUUCUCCCGAGUCGCCACCGCUGGAAGAUUCGCCCAUGUCGCCGGACGCGGAAGCAUUUACCGCCGAAGAUUCCCCAAUGUCCCCACUCCCGGAAGACGACGGCACCCCCCUCAGCUACGAUUCGCCAAUGUCUCCGCCACCGGAGAGUCGCGGCUCGAUGUACACCGUAGAUUCGAGGGUGAUUCCGGUGAAUAACCCGCUGGCCAGUAGGUUGUCCCAGGAGUACGACAAUACGCCGAUCGGCAAGACGAUUGCGCGGUACAGCAGCGGGCGCCGAGCGGAGGUCCUGCGGAAUAUGGCGCCCGAGAUGGCGCCCAAGGAGGCGGGAAUGGUGCGACGGAUUGUGGCCAUGAUCCAGAGGCACGUGGCCGCAGAAUGGACGGUGGAGAACGUGCAGCGGAGUUGUGCGGAAAUUUUAGCCCUUACGGACAAUACGAGGUUGAUUUCGGUGGCGGUCAUGGACUUUGGUGUGGCUCAACAGGACUUGGUGCUGGACGUGCAGUGUUCCCCACCGGCGCCGGUCUUGCCGAAAACGGUUCAGCAGUUGGUGUUGCUAGUCAAAACGAUGAACGAGACGCUGUUUACGCUGGACAAGGUUCUGUUGCAUGAGAUUGACCGGCGGGUGUUUACGCUGAAGGCCGGCGCGGACAAAGUCAUGCUGGAGACCGUUACGACGCUGACGUACCUCUACAUCGGGAUGUCCGACAGCAGCCGGUUGUACGGGUGCACGGCUCGACUCUUCAUGUACAAGUGCUUGUACUACUUCAACUUCAAGGGUCUCCCGCUAAUCUACCUCGUCCUAAAAGCCUUCCCGCAUGCCUUGCCCAAAAAGGGCAGCGUCUACUACGACAACUCGGACGCCAUGGUCAGCACCAUCCGGACCGUGCUCAUGAACAUCAACUUCAUGGAGCGGAGCCACGCCCAGGAUGCGGCCCUCUACAAGAAAGCCGAACUAAUGAAGCUGUUCAAGUACUUUUACGGCUACCAGCCCGGCCAACCCACGUACGACGAACUCAUCACGAACCUCGUCGAAAAGAUCAAAGCCAACAAGCUCAAGAACGUCGACUACUGCCUCAUCCUGGUCGCGAAACGCAAGGGCUACGAGUGGGCCAAGGACGCCAUCGUCCAGAAGCACCUGUACCCGCUCCUCAACGACUACCUCAAGCAGCUGGAGCACGCAGACCGCACCGACGCGCUGGACGAUCGGAUCUGCUGUCUCAUCUUCACCAUCUCGGCGAUCCUGAAAACGCAACCCAACUUCCAGGACGUGUCGCGCUUCAUGCAAAUGUUCGGCAACAUUGUCCAGCUCGCCGGCGGCAACCAGCGCGUGCAGGAGGCGGCCGUCGCCGGGCUCGUGCGGUUCACCCGCUUCGGGUUUGCCGACAUCUACGAGUGGCUGUGCCGGUGGUGCCCGAGCUACGAAGUGAGUGGCCGCACGAAGCUGAUGCUGGCCACGUUCGUGCACCGGAAGGAUGCUCGCUUCUGGAAGCAGCUCAACCAGGGCGAGAUCGUCUAGCGUGUGUAUGUGUGUGUGUGAGCAAGCUUAUUUAUUUAACCGUACACCUAUCUGGUUGUACGGUACCCGCCACACUCAAUCCCUUGAAUGGUAUCUUCAAUUGAGGCGAAGAUAUCCGUUGGUCCGUUUUGUUUUGUGUGUAAUUGCGUGAAAGAGGAUUACGAGAGUUGCGUUUCUGAAAGCAAUCAACCAGAAGUUUCUUUUACUAUAUAUUUGAAAGAAAUAGUGUACAUAUUUGCAAACAGCCAACCUAACUUAAGAUUAAUUCAAUAAUAAAACAGUCAAGUUUCUGAAACUGAUUAAAUGAAACAAAA
Molecule: messenger RNA, 4907 nt
Organism: Culex pipiens pallens (northern house mosquito)
Lineage: Eukaryota; Metazoa; Arthropoda; Insecta; Diptera; Culicidae
Gene: Ice1
Exons: 4
Coding region: 373-4593 (1406 amino acids)
Source: RefSeq, a predicted model, not a curated record